AUGUCUUCGUCAUCAUCAUCAACUCCCGAAGAAAAGGUAACCCUCAAUAUUCGAUUGUUGGACGGAACACCACUGCAAGUUAUCUUCAAAGCAGAGGCUAAAUUAUCAGUCGUUCAACGUUAUGUUCAAGUCAAAGCAGUUGAACUCGAAAAACAUAAAUUACCUUUUGGAUCCGCAUAUAUUGAAGACAAUGGAAUUGAAUUUGAAACCUUGAUGCCAAAGAAACGAUUUCACUUUGAAGAGUUUCCGAAUAUUACUUUGAAAGAGGCUGGUUUAUUUCCUAAAGCUGCUCUCGUUGUGGUACGAGUAAAUAAAGAUCCUAAUGAUUUGAAGAGAGGAAAAGGAACGAUUGCUGAUGCUCAAAAAGGAGAUGUAAUCCAUCAUGCACAUCAUGUUCGGGGUGACAAUCAUGAAAAGAAACAAGCCUUCGCUGAGAAGCAACGCUUGGAGGAACAAGAGCAAAAGAAAAAGGAAGUUGAAGAGAAGAAAAGGGAAUUAGAAAAAAUUAGAGCUCAAAUUAAAGAAGAUAAAGAUACGAGACAAACUGUUGAUUGGGUGGGAAAUGCAUUAAAAAAGGAUAAAAAGGAUACCACAAAGAGUGCAAAUAUACCGCCAAGUGAUGAUCAGUAA
Messenger RNA from Naegleria lovaniensis, 630 nucleotides. RefSeq lists its product as uncharacterized. Bases 1 to 630 code for a protein of 209 amino acids. Lineage: Eukaryota; Heterolobosea; Eutetramitea; Acrasida; Naegleriidae. The transcript has 2 exons. The record is from RefSeq and is a predicted model, not a curated record. Gene Ontology annotation, molecular function: protein binding.